AUGGGUGCUAAUAAUGCUGCAAUGAACAUGGGCCGAAAUGAUAAUGUAGAUAUGCAUCAUGAAAAAUUGGCGGGUGGAACGGGGAGUUUCAUUUCAAAUGAUCCUUAUUUGAUCGAGAGUGCUUUGAAUUUAAGACAGACUACAGCAGCUCUCUCUGGUGCUAUUUUCCCAGAAUUCUCAGUUCAAGACAUGAUCAAAACUCGAGAAAUAGGUAAACGAGGAAGACCGAGAAAUCAUCGUAUACUUACUGAACAGAAUGUACCGCAUUCUUCUUUGAGGGGUGCUUUCAGCCCUGGUGAAAAAGCCUCCAUAAUAAACAGAUAUCUUCCAAACCAAAGAGCUGUGAUCGAAACAGUAAAUACAAAAACAUUUUGCUGUCUAUAUUUACCAGGCAAUAGGAUUGUUACUGCAAGUCAAGAUGAUAAACUACGUUUUUAUGUGCGACAAAAUCAACUACAACCUCGAUAUACAUUGGUGGGACCGACAAAUCAUUACUCAGUACCUGACAUUGGUUGGAGCAUUCUUGAUUUAACUGUUAAUUCUGUUGGUAAUCAAAUUGCAUACUCAACUUGGAGUGAUUCAAUUCAUUAUACUGCUAUCGAUACACUGCCUGAUCGUUUGCAUUGGAAUACAUUCUUUGGAGCAGAAAUGCCGCCAUCACGUUCUAGUAGAUUCGCAUAUUUUUCCCUGCGAUAUAAUAUGGAUGAUCGUUAUCUCAUAGCCGGUGGAUCGGAUGGUUUCAUAUAUAUGUUCUCUCGUGCACAGCCUUGUUUUCAAAUGUUCCCAGCUCAUCAAGACGAUGUCAAUGCGGUUUGCUGCAGCAAAACCAGUCCGCAUAUUUUCUACAGUGGAAGUGAUGAUGGACUUUGUAAGGUGUGGGAUACUCGUUUGGUUGGAAGCACUAACCUUGCUGUUGGCGUAUUCGCAGGACAUCGUGAUGGGAUCACUUACAUUGACAGUCAUGGUAAUGAUAGAUAUAUUUUGACAAAUUCUAAAGAUCAAACUGUUAAGAUUUGGGAUCUACGACGCUUUUCUUCAAGUGAUGACGAGAAGGUUACGCUCAGUGCAGUACGAAGACAAAGAUGGGAUUAUAGAUAUCAACAGAUACCUUCAAUGUUCCAGUCUGUUGGUCCUUUGCAGGGUGAUGGAUCAUUGUUGACUUUCCGAGGACAUUCAGUGCAGCACACUCUCAUCCGGGCGAAGUUUUCACCGGAACGAACUGGAUUUCGCUAUGUAUAUACCGGCAGCACAGAAGGAAAUUUAUAUAUUUACGAUAUUUUAACGGGAGAAAUUGUGCGGACUUUGGAUGGACACAGAAGUGUAGUACGUGAUUGUUGUUGGCAUCCUGAAGAAAAUGAGAUUAUCACCGUUUCAUGGGAUGGAGUAACAGCCAGAUGGGAUUACAAUACGCGAUAUGAUGAUGAUGAUCAGGAGGAAGAGCUGGAUCGGGUAAGUGAUUCAUAUUCAUCUUCAGAUGAUGAUGAUCAUGAUUACGAUGAUGAUAAUGAUGAUGGAUAUAUUGGUCAAUGGAGAAGUGGCGGGCAUAAAUCUAUGAGGAAGCAUCGAAAAGGAAAUACUUCCUUUCCUUUUGUUCGACGCUGUUGA
This is a messenger RNA of Brugia malayi, 1605 nucleotides long. RefSeq lists its product as uncharacterized. Gene Ontology annotation, biological process: proteasome-mediated ubiquitin-dependent protein catabolic process. Gene Ontology annotation, molecular function: protein binding. Gene Ontology annotation, cellular component: Cul4-RING E3 ubiquitin ligase complex. The transcript is spliced from 13 exons. The coding region runs from base 1 to 1605 and encodes 534 amino acids. Lineage: Eukaryota; Metazoa; Nematoda; Chromadorea; Rhabditida; Onchocercidae. The record is from RefSeq and is a predicted model, not a curated record.